AUGUUAUCAAAACAAUCAAAAAUACUACUUACUUUAGGCCUUGUUCUCUUUGCUCUAAUGAAUAAUGCUAAUUGCUAAGUAGUACAAAGCUUCCUUGAUAGAGAUAACUUUUCUAAAUACAGGAAUUUAGAAUUCCCAGCUAAGGAUUAAUUUUUAGGAACCUCCCCUCAAGGAGGCAGUCCACGUAUUGUCAUAUUUAACCCUGAUGUACAACCUUGGUGCAAGAAGGAAUGUUUAGCAUACAAUGAAAAUGGAAAAUAAGGUUAUCCUUGUGGAAGUACCAGAGUUAAAAGUUGCUGUAAUGGAGAGUAAAACUGUGUCCAAAAAGGAUAAGUCACAUCAUGUUAAGAUAAAAUUAAGGAAUUUUUCUGCUAUUUCUGA
Tetrahymena thermophila SB210 is the source of this 381-nucleotide messenger RNA. RefSeq lists its product as hypothetical. The record is from RefSeq and is a predicted model, not a curated record. The transcript has a single exon. NCBI's taxonomy places the organism in Eukaryota, Ciliophora, Oligohymenophorea, Hymenostomatida, Tetrahymenidae.